This is a messenger RNA of Chaetomium globosum CBS 148.51, 267 nucleotides long. RefSeq lists its product as uncharacterized. The transcript has 2 exons. The record is from RefSeq and is a predicted model, not a curated record. Bases 1 to 267 code for a protein of 88 amino acids. Lineage: Eukaryota; Fungi; Ascomycota; Sordariomycetes; Sordariales; Chaetomiaceae.
AUGAUUUGCCUGUUGUGCUCUUGGCUCCUGCCAAUUCUGGCCCAGCUCAAUGCCAGGCACGGUGCUGCCAGAACGACGACCCCCGUUCUUGCUUACCCGACCCGACGCAACAAAGCAAAGUCACGGAUGCAAAACCUGCUCUUGCUCAGUAGGUCUCCUUCAGCCGCCUCCGUUACGCAAUGGGUAGUCCCGGGGCUUCACGGUAUUUGCAGGAAAACCCCUGACACGACGGCGCCCGCCGAAUUCGACCGAGAAAUUGCGACCUGA